This is a messenger RNA of Linderina pennispora, 1341 nucleotides long. RefSeq lists its product as uncharacterized. The transcript has a single exon. NCBI's taxonomy places the organism in Eukaryota, Fungi, Kickxellomycota, Kickxellomycetes, Kickxellales, Kickxellaceae. The coding region runs from base 1 to 1341 and encodes 446 amino acids. The record is from RefSeq and is a predicted model, not a curated record.
AUGAUCAAUGGCCCAUCUCUCUGCGUCAUCUUGGACUCGCCUGAGGUCACCCUGAGCGGCAGCCCUGGCUCUGCCAGCAAUGCAUUCAUCACUGGCCGGGUCGUGCUCGGCUCCCGGUCUGCUGCCACGCUCAGAAAUCUGACGGUCUCGUUCCGCCCGCGACGGAAGAAGCUCUUUCAGUCGACAUAUUCUGUGACUCCACUCAUUGACAUUCACACAACACUAGUCGAAGACGCAAUCACGCCUUCGCACAUCAUCCAUACAAUCAAUCACCGCGAGGGCAAGCUCGAGUGGCGAUUCAGUCUGACUAUCCCUGGCGACACUGCCGAGACGGUGUUCACGCGCGACAUCUUCAUCGCCUACGAGGUUGUUGCCGAGGCACGGCUGCGCAGCGCCUUUGGCAGCCUGCUUGCAUCAAAACCCCAGCACAUUGCGGUCAAGCGCGUGCCGAUGCUUGACUCGCAGUGGGUCUCGCUGGUCAGUGAGCCCAUCACCGAGACUGCCAAGUGGCAGGGGAGGCUUGAGCUGACGCUGCUGUCGCCAUCACGCGUUAUCACCGACAGCCAGCCGGUGCCCGUGCGCGGCGUGCUCCGGCCAAUGGAAAAGGGCAUCAAGAUGCUGCGCGCUGGGUUCCAGAUCACCGAGCGCACCAUCAGCGACGUCGACGCCUUUGGCAUGUCGCACUCAAUCAGCGCAACGCAUAUCAUCAACGAGAAUCUCACCGACAUUAUUGCCGGUCACUCUACAAACCGUCUUGGAUGCGGAUCCGCUGGAAUUGAGGCCUCGUUUGCGGAGCUGCUCACAUCCGACCGCGCUGUCGCCAUGGGCCUGCCAAUUGACCAGGACAUAUCGGUUGCGCGCUCGCUUACCGUGCCAGCAGCAUACACUGGAAUCCAAUACGACGUACGCCGCGGGCCAGUGCGCGUCACGCACGACCUGGUCUUCAGCGCUGCCAUUGCUGAUGAGUCGGGCAACGUGCAUAACCUGCGGCUAGCCACGCCUAUUUUCGUGCUACCAGAUAUUGCUGCCAGUGGCGUGAAUCUCCCACGCUACGAAGAGGUGGGAUUCGAUACGCUGAUUGAGGCAGCGACCGUAGAUGUCGAUGUACUAGACACGCAGCCCCAGAUCGAGUGCACCGAGGAAUCACCCCUCGCACUGCUUGGAUACAAGUCGUGCGGCGACUUGCCCCCGCCGUCAUACACAGGCUCCAACCAGCUUCUGGAUACUUCUGAGCUCACUGGUCCGCAGUCUGUGGGCAGUGCCUCAAGCCGGCUCCGCCGUCUCUGCUCGCGCGCUCUGCUCCGGCAACCCCAUGCCUCCGCUGAACUCCUGUCGUUGUAA